Molecule: messenger RNA, 6986 nt
Organism: Lacerta agilis (Sand lizard)
Lineage: Eukaryota; Metazoa; Chordata; Lepidosauria; Squamata; Lacertidae
Product: KIAA1671 ortholog
Exons: 12
Coding region: 229-6075 (1948 amino acids)
Source: RefSeq, a predicted model, not a curated record
UGUGCGUUUGCAUGUACUCAGGAUCUUCCUUUGCCUCUGAACAUUGUCUUCUUAAAAAGACCUGUUGUUAUUCACAGGAGGAGGAGCAACACUCUUCUCUUCAGACAUUCCUCGUGUGAUGCAUGGAGAGGACUCUACAGAAUGCCUCCAGAUUCAGCUUGCCUCUUUUUCCAGUGGCCAGGGAGACUAAGCAUGUUCUUCCUCACGGGUUCUUUGUAAUUCCCCUGGAUGGCAAUGAGAGCGAUGGCAACGAAAGUUGAAGUCAGCUCCGUCCUGACAUCCCUGACCAAUCGAAGUGAGCUUGUGAAUGAGGCGACACAUCAACAAACCUUUGCCAGCAAUCUUUCUGAUACAAGCAACAAGCCCAAUGAACAUCCAAGUUCUGUGUCCCCACAAAUUUCAGAAGGAAGGAGCACAUUUGGGAACCCUAUGAGGCCAGCCACAAUGCCUCCAGCUACUUCAAGGCCACGAUUAACUCCGAAGCCAUUCUCAAGGGAGAAGUCUUGGGACACUUUUGCAGUGGUGAAAGCUCCUGUCCCCACAGCCAAACCUGGCAAUGUCACCCACAAACCCUUUGCAUUUGCCAAAAACGUUGAAGACAAUGCGGCAGCAGGUGCUAAGGGAAUGCUCAGUGGAAGCAUUCCACCCUUGGUAGAGCAGAAAUUAAUCGAGAACAAAAGCACAAGUGAGUUAGUUGCAAAUAUGCCCUUUUAUUCCAGUCCCCAGGCUAAUACAGUAAUUCUUUUUGAAACCAGAAGUACUGAGGAAACAAGGAUGAAGUUAUCAUCUGAGAAAACAUACAGCACUUUACGGGCGCAGGAGAGGCAGCUUCCCCCAGAAUCAGAAAUGUCCUACAGAAGACCUGAAGGUGCUGCCAUUCACCGGCAACUUUCUGUUUCCUCAGAGUCCAAGCCUGUCUCCUGCAACCCUCACAGAUCUCUCGAAAGGAAAGAGUCCUUUUCAGGUGCUACUGAGGAAAGGCCUAAAAAUGUUGGAAAGCAGCAGAGCAGCACUAGUUUGGCUUGUGAGGAGCAGCCAAGGCCCAAACAGAGACCAGUGUCUGCCAUUUUUCUGGAAUCCUUAAAGGAUCAAAAGCAGUGUGGAUCUGAUGUUUCUGAUGAAAAACCUAAUCCUGAAAUGUCUUGGGUUAGGAAGCCUCGUCCACUAUCCAUGGAUCUUACAGCAAAAUUUGAAAUCCGAGACUUUUCAAUUCAAAGGAAAUCUUGCCCAUCUGAAAGCAAGGAGAGGAACCUCCUUACCAAUGAGGGCAGCAGCAGACCAUUUGAACUGAGGACCAAGAGUGAAGCAGAAGGGUUAAAUAGAGUGGAUCCUUCCAAGUCACAUUUGAAAAGUGCCACUCAGGUUGAAGACUGCCUGGGUAUUAAAAGUAUAACUACUGCUCAAAUCCAGAAGCCCUCUUCAAAUGAAGUUGGAUCCCUAGGCUGGAACACUCCAAAAGACUUGAAUCAAGUCUCUGCAAAGGACAGAAAAUACCUGUGGGAGAUGAGACUUAAAACCCAAGAGGAAGAAAAUGGGAGAGAAACAGAUAUUGCAGCAACUUCAGGAAAAAACACAGAGCCACCCCGUAGCGAAGGGCAGUCUGGCAAAGAGAGGAUGGCACCAAACCACAAGGGAACUUGUGCCUUUAGUGAAAACUCUGCAAAUGUUUCAGACACCAAAAACAAAACCUUGAGGGAAGGCAGUAUUAAAAAAGCUGUGAAUUUACCAGAUGCAUUUGCAAGCUGCGCACCUCCAGUGAAUGCUGAAUCCUUCCCAGAAAGUCCUGGGAAAGAAAGCAAAAUUAUGAACAUCCAGCAGAGGAUCAAAGAACUGACUGCUGAAAAUACAGAGACCAAGCCAGGAAACCUGCGCCAGUCAUUCCGCUCUCGGCCUCUUUCUGCAGACUUGACCAAACUGUUUUCCAACCCUGUGACUUCUGGUGAAACGAAGCCUGAGCGACAGUCUGAAUCAAACAUGAAGCCUGUUAGUCAAAUGCCAGAUAUUCAGGAGGAUGAGGCACAUUUCCUGCAUGCAACAGAUUCUAGAGAAGUCCAUUCGGCUGGAACUCCCUGGAAGCCACAGCAGCCCUUAAAAAUCCCACACAGAGAUGGGCACCUUGAGAGAGAUGGUAGUUUUGCCAUAAAGAGCCAAAAUGUCACUCUGCAGGGUGAAAGUCCUGCUUUGGUCACAGAUCAUGACAUGAAAACACUUUUCAAGCCUCCUAUAGAAAAUGUGUGCAUUAAAACUGUCAGAGCAACCAUGUUUGAGCACAAUGUGCAGAGGCACCACAUAGCUGCUGAUCACUUUGAAGCUGAGUCUACAUUGCAGGCAAUGAAUGAGCUUGUUGAAGGGGAGCUAGGAUUUGGCAAGGAGUCAUGGCUAGAAAAAGCUCGGGAGGCUAAAAUGAACCCAAAUAAAGUGUCCUGCAAGCAGGCUAAUAUAUCAGCAGAUGCUGGAAAACAAAAAAAUGCAAACAUUUCAAAUGAAGACAAAGUUCCUCAGGCAUCAGAGAUAUACACCGCAAAAGACAAGUAUGAAAAACCCACUGCAAAGCAUGUGGAGGACUCAUUCAUGUACCAAAGGAUAGAGCCAAGAUAUGAAAUUCUACAGACAGUUGGCAAAAGGGUGCAAAGCGAGGCAAUUGCAGUUGUGCCUGAGGAUAAGGCUGUAACCCUGCGCAGCAGCAGAUUUUUGAAAGAGAGGAGAAAAACGGAUGGGAGUGCUGUGGAUGCUUCUUGGACCCGUAGCCCUGACAUGAAGGGUGAUGGCUGGAAGGAUGACUCUUUCCUUUUCAAAGAGAGAGACGCAGAGGAAAUUUCAACAAAGGUAACUGCUCUGAAAGAAGUUUGUGCUUCCCAAAGCCAAUAUGUUUCCCACAAGCAAGGAGCUGAGUUGGAUAAAAAUCUGAGUGGACAGCAGCAUGAAACUCUGAUAGCUUCAUACUUCACUAAUAGAGAGAAGGAUUUGGGGAAAACAGAUGACACAGUCUCUAAGCUGUCUUCAGGGACAGAAAAAAGAAAAAGUGAUGCUGUUCUUGUUGGUAAGAUGGAGAGUUUCAAAAUGCUGAAAUGCUUCCCAGAGAGUUUUGAAGCAGGUCCAGACAGGACAGAUGGCUGUGAAGCCAGAGCAAAUGGUGGUCAGAACAUUUCUUCACCCAUUACCAGUAAGCAGGAUAGCCAGCCUUCUCUGUGUGGGAUGACCCAUUACCAGUGGCAAAAGCUCAGCAGCAAGUGUCCCCACCCAGAGGCAGACCCUACAAUAUCUUACAAGCAGGAAGAAGAAUCUAAAGCAUUUGGAUUAAUGACAUGCCCAAUGGCAUACAGUGCCCAAGAAGAACGGAAUGUUUUAGAGCAUAAAGCUGAAGUACACCAACACCAACAGCUCAGUGGAGAAGAGAUGGUCAGGAGAAGUGGCCGUCAUGUUUCUGGUCCAAAAGCUUCAGAAAGAUGGCGAAGGAAGACCUUGCCUCAUGAUGCUGUCCAGUUUGAGAAAGUUGGGCUGCUGGCUCAGGAGAGUGGCAAAGCCCCAAGCAGACGGGACUCCUUGCAACUUCAUGACAAAUUGAUUGCAAAGAGAAACACAAAACCCAGGUAUGGAGCAGAGCCACAGGAUGGGAGCUUGGUCUCUCCCAGCAGUCCAGACAAUGAUCUUAAGAAUCAGCUCUCUCCUUCAGAGCCGAAGGCAACAUAUUUUGCUGUUACUUACCAGAUCCCUGAUGAAAACACAAAUAUCUCUGGAAAACUACUUUAUCCUCUCAGAAGCAAACACAUUUCUUCACUAGCCAAAGAUGCUUCAGUUACUCCCAAUACUAGUACUUCUAGAAGAUCCUAUCCCCCAAAUUACCAAUAUAGUAAAAGAUUUACAGAUGCACAUGUCUCUCUGGACAGGCAUCUUAAAAAGAACUGGAUUGAAGGGGGAGAAGGUAGUACCUCAGAUCUUCCAAAGAAAGGAACAUUUAAACAUACACUAACUGAGACCAGAGAUGGGAACUUGAUGGCUCUGGAGAAGCGACUAGAUGAUGCUAAGGCAAGGGCUACAGAAGUAGAUCCCCUGCAUCUAGCAGAGCCGGGGUCUCUCUUCUAUUUCAGACCUCUUCACUGGGACAGUGAGCAUUUAGGGCAAAAGAAGUGUAGCAACCACAGCCACAGUAUGGCCAAAGGUAAGGCCUCUGAUUAUUACAGGUCGAAAGUUCUUGACAUUGAUGCACUGAUGGCCCAAUAUGAAGGAGAUUCUAAGAAGGACUCUGUGGCUCUGGGCAAGAAAGAGGGUGGUCUUCCUGAAGAUAGCAGCUCAUUUCCUUGGGAGAGAUUGGCACAUAAAAGGAAUUCUUCAGGAAGCACUAGGCAGGAUAUUUACGCCACAGAAUUAUGCAUAAGAGAGAGAGAGCUGUUGAGGAACUGUGACCAGCAGCUGAAUCCCUCCAAGGCCAGAGAUGUAAAUUUCAGCCCUCCUUUCUGGGCAAGGGCAGUUGCAGAAAAACCAAAGUAUUCACCUGCAGCAGAUCCAGUCAGCACUAGGAAAAAAACAUUCAUUGUUGAUGAUGAUCAAGGAGAGGACCUCGUGUUAAGGCACCAAAGUGCAAAAUAUGCUUAUUACAAUUCACAGGUCUCCAGUACGGAUGUGGAACUGGAGACAAGCUUUGUCCUUCACCCCCCACAGGUGCUCAGUGACAGAGCCUUGGGGAAGGAUGUGAGCCUGAAGCAACUGUCAGCUGUGCAUUCAGAGGGCAACUGGAGCACCAGUGUUGACACGAGUGGGGCUGAUAAGAAGCAAGCUGGUGCAGGUGGAAGUUCUCUGGAGAAUGACAGUUCUGCAGUCAAGAGCAGAGCCAAAUGGAGUAGUACCACAUCUGGUUUGGCCUGUGACCUACCAGACUUAAAGCGUUCAUACUCUGAAAAGAGUCGCCAGUCCAGAGCAAGGGGAAGUUUACCCUCUGGGCCAGAAACAAGAGGAAGACAAGACCAAAACAGAGUAUGUCAAAGCUUCCCACCAGAAUCUACGGACAGCCAGCUGAACCAACAACGCACAUCUCAGCGGGACUCUUUCCUCCAUGAAAGGACAAAGAAGGACGUUGACAAAGAAUGGACCAAGCAGGACCGUGAUGGCUUAGGAGCAAGAAACUCUCCCUACCUUCCUCUACAGCAGAGGAGCCACAGUUUUUACAAAGACAAAAGGACUGACCACUGGGCAGCGGAUCAGCUGAAGCAGUGCUUUGGCAGGCCAGCUGCAGAAGCCAAGGACACCGACACACUUGUGCAAGAGACGGACAGUCAGUAUGGCACCUGGAGCGACCAGCGGCCCAGUGUGGACAGCUUUGUGCCAGAGUCCCCUUCCUCAGAAAGCAACGUGGCUUCAGCCCGGAAACAGCUCCCCAGCAGCCAGUUCUCGUCCUUCUCCUCUCAAACAGAUCCUGCCUCUGCAACCGACCAGCACGACUCCUCCAGGGACCACAGGAGCACCAGUCUAGACCGCUUCAGCACAGACGUAGAAUCUGCGGAUGGGGUUAAGGCCCCUGCGCCUGCAGGGACUGACCCAGACUUCUCCUUCCUGGAGCAAACUCCUGUGCUGGACUCCAGUGUCUUGAAAACCCGCGUGCAGCUCAGCAAAAGGAGGCGCCAGCACCGAGCCCCAAUUUCCCACUCGCUCAGAAGAAGCACCGGGGGAGACACUGAGCAGCGGCUCUCUGUGACAGAAGAGGCAGACAGCACAUGUUUGUUCAAGGACUCCACAGGAGAAAACUCAGCCAAGAAAGAAGACUCUGGUGAGGAAGGACACCCACAGCCAUCAGAGAGGUCGCCCGUCUCUCAGCUGCAGAGGCUCCCUGUCUUUCCAGGGAUGGACCACUCAGCCCUCAAGGCUCAACUCAGGAAAAGACAUGAACCAGGUGGAACAGGAGAAGGCAGCCCCGUGCAGUUGUCCAAGUCACCAAAAUUCCCUUUUCAGGCUGGAGUUCCUGGUGGCAGAGUUCUGCCUGUUGGCACGGAGAAAGAAGAGAGGUCGGAGGAGCCGUCUCCACAGUGGCUGAAGGAGCUGAAGUCCAAGAAGAGGCAGAGCCAAUACGAGAACCAAGUGUGACGACCAAGGUCUGGAGGUGGCGGCAGUGGCGGUGAUGGGGUGGAAGUCCAGAUGACUUGGAAGACAGAAGAAGCCUUAACUUGCUCACGCCCCUCUCCCCUGCUGCUGCUGCUGCUGCUGCUGCUGUUGCUGUUGCUUCCCACCCUGACUGCUGUGUGCGCAGUGCCUUUCCAUCUGGUGUGAAGAGUUUCUCCAUAGUCCUUGGUGGGCCUGAUGUGGGAAGCUGUCCGACUCCUCAGGAUACAUUCCGCCCCUCCGCAGCUGUGGCUGUUGUGGUCUCCUAGUUUUGCUGCAGAGCUGCCCCCCCCCACUCCUGCUACCGGGGGGGGGUGCUGUGCCUUCUGGCUGGGGAAUUGGGCACAUCAACCUGCUCUGUGUUGGCCUAUGAACAAUGAACAAAGAGAUGAACUUAUGGCCUGGUCUCUUGCGAAAAGACUUGUUCCUGUCUGAGGAUGGGAAGUGGAGAGAGGAAGAAACACAUUAGGUUUACUGCCAUAUUGAAAAAGGAAACUUGACUGAUUAUUUUUAAAGAAAAUUUUGAUUGGCUGGUAUUAACUUUGUGGAUCAUCUGUUCCACCAAGACAAUGUGAUAUCUUUUUAGGAUCAAAGGAGAUUUUAUCAUUUGAGAUUGUAUGUGCGUGUGUUUUGUCAGCGCACAGAGUAAUGACCAUCCCGUUUCUAGAGGGAUAAAGCAAUAACAGCAGACAGUCCUCAUUAAAAUAGUUGUAAAUAAUCUGAAGGGUGGUUCCCCCCCCCCCCUCAUUAUUUACUGAAAGAAGAAGGGAAGUCUCACCUUGCCAGUAUCAGGGCUGCAUAGGAACCCCGCUGGGUUCUGUUGCUGGAUGUUUUAAUUUUUUUCUUUCUGUAAAUAAAGGGGUAAAUAAAUAGUUUAUAUUCCUCUGAUUAUUUCA